CUCUCUACUUUGUUUGUUUCAUUCUUUCCCUUCGUCUAAGUUCUGGUAUGCCUGAAGGUAUUGGGCAGUUCUGUCCGAAGGGAAGGAAGGAAAGAAGUGCUACAGAGCUAAUGGUGUCGACCUCAUUGGGUCUCUCAGGCUUAUUCGAGAUUCAAGUUUCCGCCAUGAAUGAUGUUGAUGACAUCUUCUUCUCCAGUCACUCUUCUUAUUCUUUCUCGACCGCUACUGCAACUUUCGUUGGAACUGAUUAUCCCGAGCCCAAGUCCGUCGCUCACAUGAACAGCGCCGCUUGAUCAAAGCCCAUAACCUCUCCCUAUUCGUGCGACGAAGAUUAUGCAUGAUCCCUUUUCUUCCCUUAUUUUCUCCUCUCUAUCUGCUUCACUUCCCUUCUUCAGACCCCCUCAUAUAUUCUGAUUGUAUAAAUACUCUCCCGUAAACUGUAAUGGAAUUGAAUCUGGAGGGAAUUCUCGAUACUAGUUUAUCGUACUAAUGGUGUCCUCAACGUAGCCGAUCUUUUCUGAUCUGAUGUCAGCGACAACUGCCACGAUAACCAUGACGGCAGCUACCACCAGUUGUUUUCCGGUCUCCACCGUUGUGGAUUUCUUUAGCAGUUGGAGCAAUCUGCGAACUUCUUUAAUCAGGUAUGAUCGUCGUUGGAAUGGGAAGGAGACGCACAGGUGCCUUUCCCCUUUGACUGCUUCUGCUGAUGCCUCUCCUACUACACUUUUUAGCAGUCAGGCCAGGGAUUCCCAUUUUUACCAGGAGGUUCUUAAAGCUGCCAGGGAAAAAUUCACCCAAGAAAUCUCCUUUCAGUCGAAGGACAAAGAGGUUUCUCUUGCUAAGGCUUUGCUAUAUGUUGCGGCUGAGGAUGAAACCUUUAUGGCUUUCAAUCAAGACAUGGAUGCUCGCUCCCUAAUGAAUGAAAGGAGAGAUUCUUCAGUCUCUAUUCAGGCACAAGAGUGGGAUUCCUUGGAAGCUUUUCUGUUGGCUGGAAGGAGCAUAUCUGAGUGGUUGAGUGAGUUGGAUGCUAUUGCCAAACAAGUGGAAGCAGAGUUGGUUUCGAGAGACAUAGGUUGCCAUUUGGUGGAAGUGUUGAAGGCUGUAAAUGUAGUUCUUUUCGAAUCACGUGGCUUCAAAAGGUUUCAUGUACUCUUAGACUCAAAGCUUUCAUACUUGCAUGCGGUGCUAAAAUCUGGCUGUGGCAGUGCAAUUUUGCUUAGCAUCAUUUAUAUUGAAGUUUGUAGAAGACUUGGGGUGAAGAUUGUUGGUUCACGAGUUGGGGAGGAAUUUCUGAUUUGGCCUCAAACUGGGAACCCUGAGGAGCUUUUCAAAGUCUCUGCGGGACACAGCUUGUUUGCCAUUGUUAAUGGAAGUUGUGUGGAGGAUCCUAGAUCGAAGGCUUCUGACUUGAAUAGCAGUUCACUUUCAGGACUUGGCAUUGCAACCAACAGAGACAUCAUUGGAAUUUCUUUGGCUAAUCUGAUUAGGCUUCACUGGAAACGUGCUUCGAGGAUGAGCUAUGGAUUGAUGCUGACCUCUCCACUUAGGCCUGUUUAUGACAAAAAUGGAAAAUCAGGAAAACUUGAUGAUUCAAAGGCUCCUUUGUUGCGGCCUCAAGAUUUGAGGUUGGCUAUCAUGGCUUCAGAAAGAUUGUUGAUUCUGCAGCCACAUAAUUGGGCCCUCCGGAGAGACCAUGGCAUGCUUUUGUAUUACGACAGGAAGUAUGGAGAGGCAGUCCAAGAGCUUAGCAUCUGCAUGGCCUUUGCACCUAUAGAGGAAGCUGAAGUUCUGGAGCCAUUUGUUGAGAAAUUGCAUUUAUUGCGGCUAGAGUCAUCAUGGAAGUCCUUGGGGCAUACUGGCCGACUGGCAAUUCCUUGACAUCCUUGUAUAAAACCUGCUCUUAAUUUUUUUUGGUUUUAUUUUAUUGCAAAAGUAUCUCUGGACAAGGCAUGCCUAGAGACUUUUCUGGAUGAUCAUGACUAACUUUGCCAUGAAGAAAGGUUAUUUGCAAAUUCUGAUGGUUGGAUUUGUAGAGAAUGGUUUGGAUUGGUCACGUGUAAAAUUUCAGGCCCAAAUUCACUGAUUUACCCUCCCUUGUAAUGAGAUGUCUU
Molecule: messenger RNA, 2111 nt
Organism: Telopea speciosissima
Lineage: Eukaryota; Viridiplantae; Streptophyta; Magnoliopsida; Proteales; Proteaceae
Exons: 9
Coding region: 526-1878 (450 amino acids)
Source: RefSeq, a predicted model, not a curated record